Messenger RNA from Amborella trichopoda, 3247 nucleotides. Its product is annotated as protein argonaute 2. Gene Ontology annotation, molecular function: protein binding; RNA binding. Lineage: Eukaryota; Viridiplantae; Streptophyta; Magnoliopsida; Amborellales; Amborellaceae. The record is from RefSeq and is a predicted model, not a curated record.
AUGGUUCUUCCAAUCCUGGGAUGUGAUGUAGAUUUUUUUUUUUUUUUUGUAAUGGUAGUGAUGUAGAUUUAUACAAUGCAGUGUUGUUCCUAGAAGUACUCUCUCUCUCUCUUUCUUUCUCUCUCUAAAAACUAUAAUGGAUGCCCCUCUAAGGGGAAGAGCAACGAACACCAAGAGAAGGAAUGACAAAGAGCACCAUGAAACACAAUUCAUCCAAUUCGGAACUUUCAGGCCAGCUUCUAACGUAUCUCAGCAAAAUUCAGGCGACCUCAGACAAGAAACCAUCUCUCCAAAUAUCAGAGAUCAUGACCAAAAUCGACGAUCCCAGCUUUCAAUCCCCUUCAAUGUCUCCACAUACCAAUCGAAUUCCCGCAGGCCGCCGGAAGAGGCUUGUCCGGUCCCCAUUCACCGACCACUCCAGGUUGGCACGGCCGGAGUCAGGAGCGUCCGCCUCCUGGCAAAUUAUUCCCCGGUAUCCUUCAAUCCCCAUCUCGAGAUCCUCCAUUACGACGUCGACAUAAGGCUACCGGAGUCUCCUUCGCUGGAAAUCUAUCUUCCGAAAUACGUCGCCCGUCAAGUCCACGCAGAGCUCUUUUCCGGACAGUUUUUUACUAAAAUCAGUGCUUACGAUGGGAGGAAGAACCUGUAUUCGAUCGCUCCACUACCUGAAGGUAAGUACACAGUCAAAAACCCCGACGAGAAUCUCCGGCAAUAUAUCGUCACUGUAAAAUUGGUAAAAUCUCUGCAAGUGAAUCGUCUCGCAGAGUAUUUUCGCGGCUCCCCCAUUGGAGUGCCGUCGGAUGUGUUGCAGGCUCUGGACGUGGCGCUGGAUGAGCACCCCAACCGGUGUCGGUUCUCUGUCGGGCGGAGCUUCUACCGUCCAGCAAACGAGCCCGAUUCGGGAAUCGGGUGUGGAAUAGUGGCGUUGAGGGGGUACCAAAAGAGUCUCAAGGUGACUGAACAAGGCCUGGUUAUCAACACCGACUACACGGUGACCCCAUUUUACGACAGCAUUCCGGUGCUCGAUUUCCUGAAGGAGAACCUGGGGAUCGAUUUUAGAGAGAGAGAGUGCAUGACUGAUACCGAGAGAACAGAUGUCGAGAAAUGCCUGAGGGGGCUGGCGGUGCAGGUCACACACAGGAAGACGAACCAGAAGAACAGGAUCAUCGGGCUCACGAGUCGCAGCGCGAGGGAGAUGAGUUUUGAGAUGGAAGAGGAGAGACAGAAGGAGAAAAGUGCAAAAGAUAGAGGAGCAGAGGGAGGAGAUAAGAAAAAGAAGAAGAAGAAGAAGAAGAAAAGGAAUGGUGGAAGAGAGAGUGAGAAGGGAGAAGAAGAGAAGAGAGAGAAUAAGAAGACAGGGGAAGAAGAGAGAGGAAGAGGGGAGAAGAAGAAAAGGAUUAUUGGGGUUGUGGAGUAUUUCAAGGAGACGCAUGGGAUAGGGUUGAAGUGCAAGGAGUUGCCAUGUCUAGACUGUAGUACUAAGGGUGGGUUGAAUUACAUUCCAAUGGAGUUGUGCACCAUAGUGGAGGGGCAAAGGUUCAACAAGGACAUGUCUCAGUGGGAGUCGGCACAGAGGGAGCUCAGAAAAAGGUGUUGUGCAAGCCCAGUUGAGAGGUGCAGGACGAUCAGGGAGAUGAUGAGUGCUGAUGAUGGGCCUUGCAGGGGGGAGGUGGUGCAUGAGUUUGGCCUCACAGUGGAGGGGAAGAUGACAGAGCUUCCCGGGCGGGUCCUACGACCGCCGGAACUCCAGCUCGGCCCCUCCGGUCGCCGCCAACGGCUCACCCCCCGCGAUGGUGACUGCCAGUGGAACCUCCAAUUGAGCCAUGUCUUUGAGGGCAAGCGCAUCGACUGUUGGGCCAUUGCAGGAUUUGGAAGGCCCAAUGCCUUCCACCGGAUGCGACACCUCCUGCACUCAUUCGGUGCAUCCCUUUCAAGCCGAUGCGGAGAGCUCGGCAUCCCUAUGCGCCCCCAGCCUCUAGGCGUCCUCCCUCUGAAUGUCGAAGCCCUCGGCAAUCCACCAGAGCUGGAAAGGCAUCUCGCUAGUGUGCUGGGAGAGGUGGGCGGCCAUCUACAGAUCCUGAUAUGUGUCAUGCCGGGCCGCCAUCCCGGAUACAAGCAUCUCAAGCGAAUCUCGGAGACCAAAAUAGGGUUCCUAACACAAUGUUGUCUGAGCCGCCAUGCUUGGGGGGCUAACCCACAGUUCCUUGCGAACCUCGCGCUGAAGAUCAAUGCCAAGGUUGGAGGGAGCACUGUUGCACUGAGCCGCCCAGUGGACCGACAAGGAGGAACAAGCGGAGGAGUGGUAUACAUGGGGGCUGACGUGAACCAUCCUGGACCAGGGGACAGUGAUGCCCCCUCAAUUGCAGCAGUGGUCGCCAGUGUGAACUGGCCGGCAGCAAAUAGAUAUGCAGCAAAGAUACGUGCUCAGAAGUCCAGAGAGGAAUGUAUGCAGGGGAUGGAGGGCAUGUGCAGAGAGCUCCUCCAAGUGUCUUCGCGAGCCAGAGGUGGUUUGCCGGCCAGGAUCGUGCUAUUCCGAGAUGGGGUGAGUGAGGGGCAAUUCGGCAAAGUACUAAAAGAUGAGCUUGGUGCCCUGAAGCGGGCGUGCAGUUCUAUGGCAAAUGGAUACGCCCCGCAAAUUACUGUCGUUGUGGCUCAGAAGCGUCACCGGACGCGUCUGUUCACCGCAGAGGACGUCCCGAAGAAUGUCCCCGCUGGGACAGUUGUAGACACAGUGAUAGUGCACCCAAGAGAGUUUGAUUUCUUCCUCUGUAGCCACUCUGGGGGGCUCGGGACAAGCCGGGCCACACACUACCAGGUGCUCUAUGAUGAGCAUGGGUAUAGCUCUGAUGGGAUCCAAUCGAUGGUGAACAGUCUAUGUUAUACAUUUGCGCGGUGCACAAAGCCGGUAUCGCUGGUUCCACCAGUAUACUAUGCUGAUUUGGCUGCAUACAGAGGACGGCUCUACUGGGAGGCGUAUGCAGAGUCACAGUCUCCAGCAUCAACUGUGUCGUCUUCAUCGUCUGCGACCACAUCAAGCUUGCUGUCGAUGGGGUCCUUCACAUCAUCAUCAACCUCUUCUUCAGACUACUCUGGAUUACCUUUGCCCCGGAGUAACCUUGAGACCCUCAUGUACUACUGCUAGCAUGCACCUACGUCCCUCCCCUAAAAAUGAGGGUGAUCGACACUGCAAAGUCAUUGAUCAACGGUUCAAAAUCAAUCCACAAUUUUCUUUGGGGGUUUCACAAUC